CACCACACAUCUGCUCCUGAGGAGAUGGGACCCUGAUCAGGAGGAGAGCUCUCUUCAUCCCUCAGUCUGUAUGGCUGAAACCUCCAGAGCACUGUAAGGAGAGGAGCCCACAGGAAAAGAAAAAUCCUUCAUCCUGAGACAAUAUUUAUGUUUACCAUCUCCCAGGCUGAUUGCUCUCCUAAAUUUGGAGUGAUGUCCCAGUGCUGGUGCAGGCGGGUCGUGCUUUGUGUGGAACUGGGUGUACUGGUGGCAGUCCUGGCGGCUGGCAGCACAGCUCAGCUAUUUGAGAGGAGGCAAGCCGGGUCAUCGUGCUAUGGAGGAUUUGACCUCUACUUUGUUUUGGACAAGUCUGGCAGUGUGCAGCAUUACUGGAAUGAAAUAUAUUACUUUGUCGAUCAUCUGGCUCACAAGUUUAUCAGUCCUCAGCUGCGGAUGUCUUUUAUUGUAUUUUCAACAGAAGGAAGGAUUCUCAUGCCUCUAACGGAAGACAGAGAUCAGAUUCGGGCGGGACUGGAGGAGUUACGUAUGGUGCAGCCAGGCGGAGACACCUUCAUGCACAGAGGAUUUCAAAGGGCCAGCGAGCAAAUAUACUACGGGACUGGAGAUGGUUACCGGACAGCCAGUGUCAUCAUUGCCCUGACGGACGGUGAACUGAGAGAAAAUCAGUUUGACCUGGCUCAAAGAGAGGCUGGCAGAGCACGGCAACUGGGUGCCACUGUGUACUGUGUGGGAGUAAAAGACUUUAAUGAAACCCAGCUUUCAACGAUAGCUGACAGCAAGGAUCACGUCUUCCCUGUGAAUGAUGGAUUUCAAGCAUUGCAAGGCGUCAUAGACUCGAUCCUAAAGAGAUCAUGUAUUGAAAUCCUAGCUGUCGAGCCCUCCAGCAUCUGUGAAGGAGAAUCCUUCCAGGUGGUGGUGAGUGGAAAUGGUUUCCUUCAUGCCCGAGAUGUACAGAAAGUUCUCUGCAGCUUCUGGAUCAACGACACUGUUACUUUGAUGAAAAGACCUUUGGUGGUGAGAGAUACCUACCUUUUGUGCCCAGCUCCUGUUCUGGAAAAACAGGGAACGUCUGCCACUCUCCACGUCAGCAUGAAUAAUGGCCUGAGCUUCAUAUCAAGCUCUGUCACAAUCACUGCAGUUGCUUGUUCUGACGGGACCUUUGUGGCUAUCGCGCUUCUGAUCCUGCUGCUCCUGUUGACCAUCGCUCUGCUGUGGUGGUUUUGGCCUCUCUGCUGUACCGUGGUCAUCCAUGAGCCACCUCCACCAGUAAUAGAGGACAUUUCUGAUGAUGAAGAUGGUUUUCCAAAGAAGAGGUGGCCCACGGUAGAUGCGUCAUACUACGGAGGCCGUGGAGUCGGGGGUAUCAAGAGAAUGGAGGUUCGAUGGGGAGAUAAAGGAUCGACUGAAGAAGGAGCCAAACUGGAAAAGGCUAAAAACGCUCGCGUUGUGAUGCCCGCACAGGAGUAUGAUCCUGCUCCACUGCGGCAUUACUACAACUCACACAAAUCUUCCCAACCCCACAAGUGGUACUCGCCCAUCAAGGGCAAACUGGAUGCUCUGUGUGUAUUUCUGAGAAAAGGCUACGACAGAGUGUCUGUAAUGCGACCUUAUCCCGGAGACAAGGGCAGGUGCAUAAACUUCACCCGGAGUAAAUCCUAUCCUGCUCCUCGCUACCCCAUCUACAAACACCCCGCCACACCUGUCUACACUUUGCCCCACAGCUACCAGCGCCGUCUGUCGGAGGGCAACGAGCUCUCUCAUUUGCCCCCCUCUCCAACUUCAACCCUUCCUCCUCUGCCAUCCACUCCUCCGCCAUCCUCCACCAGCUCGCCCAUGUACACGCCACCUCCAAACAGAGCCCUGCCCUCAACCAGCAACAGCUCUCUCUCUGCACCUCCGUCUCCUACCGGCUCUCUGCCGCCUCCACCUCAGGGUCCACCUCCGUGUAGAGCACCACCUCCGUCGCGGCCCCCUCCACGCCCCAAUCAUGACAACCACUGAUAGCUAAAAACUGAAAUACUGGAGGAUCCCAGCUCCGAACGGGAACCUAAAAAAGGGCUUUUCACUGUGUCUUCUCACCUGGUGAUUCAUCACCCACUCGUGGCCCACACCUGCCAUGAUAUGAACUGUGACUUUGUUUUUUUAAGUUUAAAAAGUGAAAAUAUUUGGUGUAAAUGAGCACAGCUUUAGCUAAUGGAGUUAGCAUUCAUUUCUUUUUUAAAGAAGUUUUGCUCUUCAAAUCAGAUAAUUUGGUCAAACAUUUCAAAUUACCAAUGAAAAUUGUAACCUUUGUCUUUAAACUGUCACGAGUUUGAACAGCAGAAAACCCAGUGCUUCAUCAAAGGUAUCAUGUGUUUUAUACAUGAGAGUUGGUCCAGGAAGCAGUAUUUUGUGAAUGAAUGUUCUUUGAAUCACAAAAACAUACAUGUACACACAUUGUAUUUAAUGGAAGUUGACUGUUUUUAAUACUAUGAGUAUUUUUGAGGGUUUUUGGGUUAAUUUUUUUAAAAGUAAGCAGAGCUGGGCGAGCUGUUUUGCUACAAGUGUUUAUGCUAAGCUAAGCUAACUGCACCCUAGCUUCACAUUCAUCGUACAGGCACGAGAGUGGCUUUGAUAUCCUCACCUAGCUUUUGGCAAGAAAACAAAUAAGCAUAUUUACCACCGUUAAGAUUUACACAUUGCUGACACAAACAUUGUGUGCUGCAGAGAAACUGGUCCACUAAACGCCGUGAAUAUGACUAUUUUCUUCUCGUCAGUGUGGAAAUAAAUUCUUUUGCAGA
Molecule: messenger RNA, 2780 nt
Organism: Pelmatolapia mariae (spotted tilapia)
Lineage: Eukaryota; Metazoa; Chordata; Actinopteri; Cichliformes; Cichlidae
Product: anthrax toxin receptor 1-like
Exons: 18
Coding region: 148-2001 (617 amino acids)
Cellular component (GO): plasma membrane; cell surface
Molecular function (GO): transmembrane signaling receptor activity
Source: RefSeq, a predicted model, not a curated record